AAUAUUCAGUUUUGAGGUUGAAUAAUUAUUUCCUAAAAUCAUAAUAUUACUUCGUUAGUUUCUUUGUCGUCUUUUUAUAUAUUAGGGUUUCGUUUCUAGAGUAGCAGACGCAGCCACCCACCACCAAACGCACUCUUCUUCUCUCCACUUUCCAUUUUUUUCUUUUAGCUCAGCUUCAUCGCCCAUCCCUCUGCCGCCAAUUAAACGGAGUCGCACCAUUCUCUGUGACUAUGUGCACAUGUUUCAUGGUGUUAGUCUAGUAUGUUGAACAAUCUCAUGUCACAGCAGUUGCCAAUACAGAGCAUUCAAAUGGGUCAGGUGGAACCCAUAUCAAACAAAUUGGACUCAUCAAUACAAAUGGGAAUAGUGGGACCUGAGAACAGUGGACGUUUACAACAGAUACCAAUGGCAAAUAUGCAAAUGGGAAUGAUGGGACCAGUUUCUUCUGAUGCACUAUCACAGCAGAUAUCAGCAUUACACAACAAAGCUCAGCCAUUGGAACCUAUGCCCAAUAACAAUGUUCUGCAGAAAUUAUCUGUUACAAACAUGCAAAUAGGAAAUAUAGAUCCACGGGCAAGCAGUCUGACACCAGAGCAAUUUUUGUUACAUAGCAAUGUGGGAUCUCUGCAGUCAACAAUGUUGAAGCGCAAGGCACCAAUGGAAAGUACAUCCAACAGUCCUGGGUUGCAGAAAUUGUCAAUGCCUAACAAGCGAGUCGUACAGAUGGAACAUAGGCCAUGGAUGCAGCAUUUAUCAGCUCCAAAUAAAUUACCAGUGCAAUCACAGUCCAUUUCCAGUCCUUCAGGUUUGCAGCGGUCACAAGCACCAUCUAAGAAAUCAACUUCCAGCAAGGCUGGGCUGCAGCAGUUGUCAGCUCAGAAAAAUCAAAGUGGACAGCCAUCUCCAAGGUUUCAAAGCGAGUCAUCUGAAUCUGUGAGGUCCAAAUUAAGGGAAUCAUUAGCCGCAGCUCUAGCUUUGGUUUCUAUGCAGCAGGAUACAUCUGGUAAGAGCUCUGAAAAUGAAGAUGCUAGUAUUGCAGGAUCAACACAAGAAAAUUCUAAAUCUUCUGUGCAUGAUUUGGGAACUACUGAUGCUGGUAAUCACAUGUCUGAGGGGGCCAAGAGAUCUUUGUCAGUCAAGGAGGAUCCCUUAGAUCAAAAGCGUAACGAUGAUCAUAGUACAGCACAAGGAUUUUCCUCCAGUAAUGCUGGUGAUUGCUUACAGCCCUCAAAAACUGAUGGACAGUCAACUAUUAGCAUGCGUGAUGAAGAAACUUCAUUUAGCGAUUGCUUUUUUGUCAAAGAUGAACUCUUGCAGGGAAAUGGCCUGUCAUGGGUAUUGGAACCUGUGAUGGGGGUGGCAGAAAAUAAGGACAUUGAAACUACUAAAAGACCGCUGGAUCUGGAGGAUUCUUCGCAUGUCAGUGGAGGACAAGCAGUUCCAUCUCCACAAACUGUGGCAUCUACAAUUGAAGCAGAACUCUACAAUCUAUUCGGUGGAGUAAACAAAAAGUAUAAGGAGAAAGGAAGGUCUCUUUUGUUCAAUUUGAAAGAUCGUAAUAAUCCUGAAUUGAGGGCAAGAGUUAUGUCAGGAGAAAUUCCCCCUGAGAAACUUUGCUCAAUGACAGCGGAGGAGCUUGCAUCUAAGGAGCUUUCUGAGUGGCGGAUGGCAAAAGCUGAGGAGCUUGCUCAAAUGGUUGUAUUGCCUGAUUCAGAUGUUGAUAUGAGACGAUUGGUGAAGAAAACGCACAAGGGUGAGUUUCAAGUGGAAGUUGAACCGGUGGAUAUUGUCUCAGCAGAGGUUGCCAUUGGGGCAAGCUCAGUCACUCGUAUGCGACCAAAACCAAAGGAGAAGAGAGCCUCUUCCCCCUCGAAACGUGAUCAAAUGAAAGAUAAAGGGUAUGCUUCAAAUGAAAAGAGUAGUUCAGAGGUUGAGGAUGUUCUCAUGAUUCCUUCCAGUGAAGGGACUGAUUUGAUGCAAGGGCUUAUGGUGGAUGAUGAAUUGAAAGAUGCAGAGUUUCUUCCUCCAAUUGUCUCCCUUGAUGAGUUCAUGGAAUCCCUUAAUUCAGAGCCGCCUUUUGAAAAUUUACCAGUUGAUAGUGGAAAAACAGCACCUGUCUCUGAUAAGGAUGAUUCACAAGUUGGCUCAGAAUCCAAGUCUCCUGAUGCAACAAUAAGAGAUCCUGAUGAUAGAACCUCUAGUAGUCGUGACAUUGUGGAUGUAAAACACAUAAAACCGGAUACUGAUGGGAAGUCCACUGACAAUCAUGGGAAAUCAGAAACAGCACCUACAUUCCAUGUACCAAAGGGUGAAUGUGUUUGGGAAGGCUUGCUUCAGCUGAAUGUUUCAGUUCUGGCCUCAGUUAUUGGCAUUUUUAAAAGUGGUGAAAAAACAUCUUCCAAAGGCUGGCCUGGCCUUAUUGAGAUCAAGGGAAGAGUCAGGCUCGAACCAUUUGAAAAGUUCCUCCAAGAGCUUCCGAUGUCCCGAAGUCGUGCUGUUAUGGCUGUGCACUUUGUUGGCAAGGAGGGGUCCUCAGAAAGUGAGAGUGCGGGUGUCAGCGAGGUGGCUGAUUCAUAUGUUAUGGAUAGUAGGGUGGGUUUUGGCGAGCCUGCUCCUGGUGUAGAACUCUAUUUAUGCCCACCUCAUUCAAAGACCCGUGAAAUGCUUGGCAAGGUCCUCCCGAAGGACCAAGUUGAUGCCCUUAAUGCUAUUGAUAAUGGUCUAAUUGGUGUUAUUGUGUGGAGAAAACCUCAAAUAACGUCAACAAUAUCACCCAACUCUGCAUCACACCAUAAGCACAAUUCCAAAAAGGAACAUUUCACCUCUAGGAGACACCAAGAAAAAGAUGCUAAUCUCAAUGUGAAUGUUACUGCUAAACAGCAGCCUUUACCCCUUGCUGGGCCUUCUGCUUUUACUAAACCUCAACCUGAUGACAACGAGGAUGAUGAUGAUGAUGAUUUGCCUCCUGGAUUUGGCCCACCAGCCACUCGUGAUGAGGAUGACCUGCCUGAGUUUAAUUUCUCAAGUGGUUCUGUUACUCCUAGGUCUCAGACUUCCACCACCCAAAGUGUAAUUCAGGGUCAAGGAAUGUCUCAUUUUCACCAACAUUCCCAAGCCCAUUCUCGCCCUGUAGAUCAAAUGAGAGAGCUUGUACAUAGAUAUGGACAACCUAAAACUAGUACCUCGUCAGGGAAUUGGCAGGAUAAAAGAGGUUUUGGGGUUGUGGUGCAGCCUUGGGAUGAUGAUGAUGAUGAUAUGCCUGAGUGGCGCCCAGAAGAUAACAAACAAGUACCACAUCCACGCCCGCACACACACUCACAGCCAGUGCAUAUGCACGGCAUCCAGCAGCCAAUAUUACGUGCCAAUAUGAUACAGGAAACUCCUCACCAACAAAUGGCACAGCAACCCAUGUCUUUGCAGCCAAUGUUACGCCCCAAUAUGGUCCAAGAAACUCCACAACAAAUGGCACAGCCAGCCAUGCCUUUGCAUUCCCAAAUGAAUGGGAUACAUGGUCACCAAAAUACAGCCCCAUCAUGGCAGCAGCAGGGCCCUUGGAUGGUUCAACAAAAUAGUGCCCCUUUAUGGCAGCAGCAGGGCCCUUGGAUGGUUCCUAACCCUGGCUCUCACGGCCUGCCUGUCUAUCAGCCUAACAGCGUGCAGUUCUAUGGGGCUCCUGGACCGGAAGCUGGGCAGCAAGGCAUGGCUUGGCGUAGAGAUGCUCCUGCAAGUAGAGGCUUUUAAGAAAAUAUAUCUUGUAUUUAGCUUUUGACAUCCUGUACUAGUGUUAGAUAAUCUUACCUCAUUUUCGGUUUUA
Messenger RNA from Ricinus communis (castor bean), 3814 nucleotides. RefSeq lists its product as uncharacterized. The record is from RefSeq and is a predicted model, not a curated record. The transcript has 5 exons. Gene Ontology annotation, cellular component: nucleus. NCBI's taxonomy places the organism in Eukaryota, Viridiplantae, Streptophyta, Magnoliopsida, Malpighiales, Euphorbiaceae. Gene Ontology annotation, biological process: DNA-templated transcription. Bases 262 to 3741 code for a protein of 1159 amino acids.